UUUCGCCUCCAGUCCCGUCUAGUCUGGUGAGCUCUGAGUCGAAGCUCAGCACCCAAUAUCUGUUCUGAAACGCCAGAAUACAUUAGAUGAGCGCAGCCCCGGCUGUCAACGUUGCACGCUCUGCGGUCAAACCAGACGGUCGAUGGCGGGCAGCAAUUGCUGCUAGGCGGACAAAGGCCCUCACCCCUCGGAAACUUCUCAAGCGCGACCAAAAUGGCCUUCCGGUACCGCACGUUCAUGUCAUCGUCCGGGACACUCACCAGUCUCGCGUUGCCGAUCACUAUAACAGCACCCUCCGGGACGACCUUAUGUACAUGAACUACACCCAUAAACCGGCGGACUCGAAACCGCCACGAAACAUUCGGUUGUCGUACGACCUAGAAGACCCAUACGUCAAGCACCGGUACAACCCGCCCAUUGGUGGAUCGUUCGCGUGGACGCGUCAGGCACUCCCGCCAGUGACCUACGAGAACGUGGUCGAGCUCGAGUGCAUCCAGCUGCACACGAUGGUCAAAGACGCCCUCCAGAGCAAGAGCCAUCUUCUGGGCGCAAUCAUGGCCUUCCGCGCUAUCUCCGGUCUCUCGACCGAGCAAGGCGGCCAGCGCACGACCGAGGGCGUGCAAAUCGUCCGCGGAAAAAAGCAGGUCCAGGGCUGGAUGCGGCGCAAAGCACCCGUCGGUGUCAAGGUCGACAUCAAGGGCCCCCAGAUGUACGAUUUCAUCGGCACCCUUGUACACUUCGUUUUCCCGCGUAUGCGAGAGUUUAACGGCAUCCCACUACCCCGGCAGUCGUCGUCCCUCAUCUCGGCCAGCGCAGCAUCGGGUGUCGUCUCGUUUGGUCUUCCGCCAAUGGCCAUGGGUCUCUUCCCUCAAAUCGAAUACAACAUGGACGCAUACCCCAACAACUACGGUAUGCAUAUACACUUCAUCGCCAACACGAGGGGCGAGGGCGCGCAAAAUAGGGUUCGAACACUGCUCUCUGGGUUCCAGAUACCGUUCGUUAGGGCAUAACGGUGCGUG
Messenger RNA from Phanerochaete carnosa HHB-10118-sp, 1019 nucleotides. RefSeq lists its product as uncharacterized. The transcript has a single exon. Gene Ontology annotation, cellular component: cytosolic large ribosomal subunit; ribosome. The record is from RefSeq and is a predicted model, not a curated record. Bases 87 to 1010 code for a protein of 307 amino acids. NCBI's taxonomy places the organism in Eukaryota, Fungi, Basidiomycota, Agaricomycetes, Polyporales, Phanerochaetaceae. Gene Ontology annotation, biological process: translation. Gene Ontology annotation, molecular function: RNA binding; structural constituent of ribosome.